Molecule: messenger RNA, 2850 nt
Organism: Acanthosepion pharaonis
Lineage: Eukaryota; Metazoa; Mollusca; Cephalopoda; Sepiida; Sepiidae
Source: the annotation of a GenBank genome assembly
AUGCCUUUCUACCUUUCUUUCCUUCUUUCUUUUCUUACUUUCUUGAUAGCUUCUUUUCAUUCUUUCUUUUCUUCGUCUCCAUUUUAUAUCAUAUGUGUUUGUUUUUUUUUACUUUCUUUUCUUUCUUUCUUUCUUUCUUUCUUUCUUUCUUUCUUUCUUUCUUUCUUUGUAAGCGUUUUCUAUCUUUUUACUUUUGUUCUUCCCCGAACAUUUUCCCUUCUUCUUUCUUUCUUUCUUUCUUUCUUUCUUUCAUUCUUUCUUUCUUUCUUUCUUUCUUUCUUUGCUCGUUCUGCUUUUGGUUCCUUUCCUCAUUUUUUUUUCAUCUUUCUUUCUUUCUUUCUUUCUUUCUUUCUUUCUUGCUUGCUUGCUUUCUUUCUUUCUUUCUUUUUCUUGACUUAUUUUAUUCCAUCCUCUCCUCUUUCUUUCUUUCUUGCUUUCUUUGCUCGCGUUUUCUAUCUUUCUACUUUUGUUCUUCCCCGAAUAUUUUCCUUUCUUCUUUCUUUCUUUCUUUCUUUCUUUCUUUCUUUCUUUCUUUCUUUGCUCGGUCUCAUUUUUAUACCAUUUCUUUCUUUCUCACUCUCUACUUUCCUUCUUUCUUUCUUUCCUUCUUUCUUUCUUUCUGUCGUUUCAUUAUUAUUUAUCAGUUCCGCUUUCGGUUCCUCUCCUCUUUUUUUUCGUCUUUCUGUCUUUCUUUCUUUCUUUCUUUCUUUCUUUCUUUCUUUCUUUCUCUUGCCUUAUUUUAUUCCAUCCUCUCUUCUCUUUCUUUCUUUCUUUCUUUCUUUUUCAUUUUCAUUUCUUAAUUCAACCGGCCUUUCUUUCUUUCUUUCUUUCUUUCUUUCUUUCUUUCUUCGCGUUUUCUAUCUUUCUUCUUUUCUUUCCCUUCUCCGGUCCUUUCUGUCUUUCUUUUACACACUUAUUUUUAUCCUCUCUCUCUUUCCUUUCUCUCUUUUUCUCACUCUCAUUUUUAUCCUCUCUCUCUCUUUUCUUUCUCUCUUUUUCUCUCUCUCAUUUUUAUCCUAUCUCUCUUUUCUUUCUGUCUUUUUCUCUCUUUCAUUUUUAUCCUCUCUCUCUUUCCUUUCUCUCUUUUUCUCACUCUCAUUUUUAUCCUCUCUCUCUCUUUUCUUUCUCUCUUUUCUCACUCUCAUUUUUAUGCUCUCUCUCUUUUCUUUCUCUCUUUUUCUCUCUUUCAUUUUUAUCCUAUCUCUCUUUUCUUUCUCUCUUUUUCUCACUCUCAUUUUUAUCCUCUCUCUCUCUUUUCUUUCUCUCUUUUUCUCUCUCUCAUUUUUAUCCCUAUCUAUCUUUUUUUUCUGUCUUUUUUCUCUCUUUCAUUUUUUAUCCUCUCUCUCUCUUUCCUUUCUCUCUUUUUCUCUCUCAUUUUUUCUCCUUUCUCUCUUUUUCUCUUUUUUCUCUCUCAUUUUUAUCCUCUCUCUCUUUUUUUUUCUCUCUUUUCUCACACAUUUUUUUCCUCUCUCUCUUUUCUUUCUCCCUUUUCUCACUCUCAUUUUUAUCCUCUCUCUUUUUCUCUUUUUUUCUUUUCUCUCUCUCAUUUUUAUCCCAUCUCUCUUUUUCUUUCUGUCUUUUCUCUCUCUCAUUUUUAUCAUGUCUCUCUUUUCUUUCUCUCUUUUUCUCACUCUCAUUUUUAUCCUCUCUCUCUUUUCUUUCUCUCUUUUUCUCACUCUCAUUUUUAUCCUCUCUCUCUUUUCUUUCUCUCUUUUUCUCACUCUCAUUUUUAUCCUCUCUCUCUUUUCUUUCUCUCUUUUUCUCUCUCUCAUUUUUAUCGUAUCUCUCUUUUCUUUCUCUCUUUUUCUCACUCUCAUUUUUAUCCUCUCUCUCUUUUCUUUCUCUCUUUUUCUCACUCUCAUUUAUAUCCCAUCUCUCUUUUCUUUCUGUCUUUUUCUCUCUCUCAUUUUUAUCGUAUCUCUCUUUUCUUUCUCUCUUUUUCUCACUCUCAUUUUUAUCCUCUCUCUCUUUUCUUUCUCUCUUUUUCUCUCUCUCAUUUUUAUCCUAUCUCUCUUUUCUUUCCCUUUUUUCUCUCUCAUUUUUACCUCAUCUCUUUUUUCUUUCUUUCCUUUUCUCACUCUCAUUUUUAUCCCAUCUCUCUUUUCUUUCUCUCUUUCUUUCUUUUUGUCUUUCAUUCGUGUCUUCGUGCUUUUUAUUUUUAUUUCCCACUUCUUCUUUCUUUCUUUCUGUCUUUUCUCUUUCUUUUCUCCGUCUCAUGUUUAUCCCAUCACCCUUUUCUUUCUGUAUUUCUUUCUUUCUUUCUUUCUUUCUUUCUUUCUUUCUUUCUUUCGUUCAUUCGUUCGUUUUUUCCUUCGUUUCUUUUUUUAUUUCUCACUUUUUCUUUUCUUUCUUUCUUUCUUUAUUUUUUCUCCGUUUCAUUUUUAUCGCAUCUCCCUUUUCUUUCUUUUUUUCGUUUCUUCGUUCUUUUGUUUAAUUUUUAUUUCCCAGUUCACCUCUUCUCUCUUUUAUUCUUUCUUUCUUUCAUUCAUUUCCCCGUCUCAUUUUAACACCUCUCUCUUUUCUUUCUUUCUGUGUUUUUCUUUCUUUCUUUCUUUCUUUCUUUCUUUCUUUCUUUCUUUCUUUCUGUCUUUCGUUCAUUCGUUUCCUUGUUAUUUCUCAGUCCUCUUUUUCUUUCUUUCUUUCUUUUUUCUUUUUUUCUUUUUUCGUUCGUUUUGUUUUUAUUCCUCAGUCCUCCUUUUUUUUCUUUCUUUCUUUUUGAAUACUUUCUUUUCUUCGUUUCAUUUUCAUCAUCCCUCUCUCUUUUCUUCUUUUCUUCUUUUCUUCUUUUCUUUCUUUCUGUCUUUAAUUUCCUUCUUACUUUCUGCUAUCUUCAGUGAAAGAGAAGACUAA